AAGAGUUCAUCGAAUUAGUUUGCAUUCACUGUACAUGCAUAUUUAAUUGUCAUGAAUGCAUUCGCUAAAACGUGGACGGUGUUUGUGUGAUGGACUGUGUGUUUAAAGAAACGGACAACUUCUAAAGAAAAGUGAAGCGCAAGAAAAUAUACGCCAAAAGUUGCUUGGUGGGGAAAACAAGGUCGAACCUUUCUAUUCUAAUAGGAAAUAGGUGGUCAAUAUAAAGGGUGAUUUUAAUUUUGUUUAAUACAUCCAUAAGGAGGUGAAUUUUCGGAUGGGUGCUUUAUGCCAUUCCAUUGGAAAUAAUGUUGUGCAUCCAGUAUCUAUCGGGUCAUUGCAGAAGUAACAUUAGAUAGGCAGUUGUAGAAGCAAACAAAAAAUGUCCUACGUGGUUCAUAUCAAAGCAAAAGUACAAACCAUAAGGAGUCGUAGGCUGGCUAUAGGGUUUAUCUUAAAAAAGUGUUUUUGUUUGCGUGACGUACAACAUGGAUGUACAUUAAGCAAUAUAGUCCUGGACAUUAUUUUAAUCAAUUUACUUAAUUUAACUUUAUUAAGCUUCAAGCGUAUUUUCAAUAUUGCCUUAUCUCGUUAAACUCGGUUGAACGUAUAUAAUAGACCUUUGAUAUUAUUGGUGGCAUACAUUUCAAUCCAUUGUAUGUCAUUAACUAUCUUGCCGUUUCUUACAGUUAUUGAUGUAAACUGUGUAAUGAUUGUUGUUCUUCUUUUUUGGCGAGACAACCUUUGACAGGGUUACAAGUGGACAAAAUCACUUUUGAGUUUAGUGUGAUCUGUGAUUUAUUGGUGUACACACUUUAGAAGUCCUAUAAACACCCUACCAACGUAUAAGGUACCUGUUCCACUCGAGGUUUGAACUCCCGACGAGCAUGUCGAUAAGCUAUGGAAAAACUCAAAACAAUGCUAUGGUAUCGACAUAUGGAAUACAUAAUGUAUGCUUAUUCGAAACGCUUAUUUUAGCUUAGAAGAUAAUUGAGUUUGACGAAAAAGAUAAGACAAUCUCAACACAUAGUGACGUGGCUAAUGUGUGAGUACUGAGAAAGAGUAAACAUGGAUAAGAUAGGCGAUUGCAACUCUACCAAAGAAAUCUACGCUAAUUUAUCGGGUGCGUACGUUCGUAUAUCUACAGCGUUCAACGUUUCGAUUUCAGCACUAUAAAGGAAUAAAAAUGGCUGGGUUUUCAUCGAAAGCUACAUUACGUUCAAAAUGGGGCGAUCUAGUCGAAAAUGGCACCACAAACACUGAAACCACAGCGGAGGUUUCUCAGGGAUUAAAACACGUUGUCGGAUGGCUUAAACAGGCUUCCGUAGAAGUAAGAGAAGCUGGGAAGCGGGCCGUCUCGCAAAUUCAGAAUAAUACGCCUAAUUUGUUACAUCUUCACACAACAACUCUUAUUCGGCAAGCAAACGAUCGGAAUUCUGGCAGCAUGACGGGAGCAGUGGAUAAAUUAACUCUCAUUCAUUAUAACGAUGUGUAUAAUAUCGAUGCCAACAGCAAAUCCGAACCAAUUGGUGGAGCUGCACGUUUUUGCACGGCGGUUAGAUCCUUUAGUCACCUAAAUCCUCUUGUCUUGUUUAGUGGUGAUGCGUUUUCACCUAGCAUGCUAAGUACCUUUACAAAGGGCGAACAGAUGAUUCCUGUAUUGAAUACUGUUGGAACUCAUUGUGCGGUGUUUGGAAACCAUGACUUUGAUCAUGGCUUGGAUAUUUUAAACGAAUGGGUUGAAAAGACAAAUUUUCCAUGGUUGAUGUCCAAUGUAGUUGAUAAUGAAACCGGACGGCCGUUAGGUGGUGGUAAAAUUACACACAUUAUGCAUCACAAUGAGGUGAAAGUGGGACUGAUUGGUUUAGUGGAAAAGGAAUGGCUUGAUACACUUCCUACGAUUGAUCCAAACGAAGUAACUUAUAUUGAUUUUAUUAAGGCUGGAAAUCAACUAGCAGAUGAACUGCACAAUCAGGGAUGCGAUAUUAUUAUAGCUUUAACGCAUAUGCGUACACCUAAUGACAUCGAGUUGGCCAAACAUAGUGGACAUAUAGAUCUAAUCUUAGGUGGACAUGAUCAUGUAUAUGAAAUAUUAAACAUUGACGAUACUCAUGUAAUAAAAUCUGGUACAGAUUUUAGACAAUUUUCAAAAAUCGGUAUAAGCUUAAAUCGCAAUCAGAAUGGCAAAAUUAACAUAAAUGUGGAGAAAGUAGAUGUGAACUCCACAAAAUAUUCGGAAGAUUCCGAGCUGAAAAAUGAACUGAAAAAAUAUUCUGAAACUAUUGAAUCCAAAAUGGACGAAGUGCUUGGAACGUUUGCUGUGGAAUUGGAUGGAAGGUUUUCUGCUAUUCGUACAUCUGAGACCAAUCUUGGAAAUUGGAUUUGUGAUGUGGCUCUGGCAGCCACCGGAGCUGACUGUGUUAUCAUCAAUUCUGGUACGUUCCGUUCCGAUCAAAUUCAUCCGGCUGGACCGUUUACUAUGCGUGAUUUGAUCAACAUCAUUCCGAUGCAAGACCCAUUGAUUGUGCUGGAAGUUACGGGAAAAAUUUUACAUCAAGCGCUUGAAAAUUCGGUGUCAACGUAUCCUAAAUUGGAAGGAAGAUUUCCUCAGAUAGCCGGAAUGUCAUUCGUCUUUGAUCCUACAAAAAAGGCUGGCGAGCGAGUAGAACCGAAAUUAAUUCGACUUGGCGACGAAUGGUUAAAUCUAGAACAAACAUAUACGCUAUGCGUUAAAAGCUACAUAUACGGAGGAUGUGAUGGGUACAACAUGUUCAAAGAAUGCCGCGUGCUCAUGGAUGACGAUGCUGCACCAGAACUUGGGUUAGCCAUUCAGAAUCAUUUCAAAGCCAUCGAUGUACGUUUGGGAAAAACUCAUCACACUAAACAUCGCCAGUCCCUUGUAACUCUGUCAAGACGUCACAGUAUGGUACAAAUGCUUGAAAAUCUAGAGUUGGAUGGCCCCACUCCAAUUAGACGGAAAUCGUCAGUAACAUUGCCGAAAAUGGAACAUAUUUGUAACAAUCGAGGAAAGCUUUUACGUCGUGCUUCGUUGGAUGAUUUGGAACAAAACAGCUGCCAACUUGCACCAACAAUUCAACACAGAAUUUUUAUGAUCCAAAAUCAAGAACACAUUCAAGAGAUGAUUUUAAGGCGGGAAACAAUUGAAAAGAAUUCUGUGAUUAAAGAAACAGACGAACUUACUCCAUAAGUUAUUGUAUUGGUUAAUUCGUUGUACAUCUGUUGCGCAAUUGUUAAAGUAUAGCUUACUAUGAUGAAUAUCAAUCAAGAAGAUGUGGAUAUUAUGCAAUCUGUAUUGGUGAAGCCCUGUAAAUAUAUUUUAAUAUUCAUUUUCAAAAUGAAUUAUCCUUAACCAACGAUAUUCACAGAUUGUUAACAAAAAAUGUGUUGUAAUUAUGGAAUAAUUUUAUACGACAGAAUAAUUUCUAGUAAAAUAGUAAAUACUACUAAGCAAUAGAUUUUAUAUCUUAAAGGGUGUUAUAAAGUGUGGAAUGAUAUUAUGUGCUUUGACUAUUGCACAUAUAUGUUCUAGAUUCUAUGAUCAUCGUACUCUACUAUAUAUCGCCACACGUUGAAAUUUGUUUAGCCUUAAUGGACUAUGCUAGAAAGUUUGAUAUUUGAGCGUUAGGGUUUUUUUCUUGAUCCUUAUACUUUUUAUGCGUUACAUUAUCUAUAGUCCAUGUUUGGCUUAUUUAUGGAUCUUUCUUGGUUAUUCUUAAUAUAAAAUGGUUAGCCUGCAUUUUCGUUGUUCUUUGUUUCAUGUUGAUUGUGAACUACCGUUAAAAUUUGUAAAAUCUGCAGGACGUCCAAUAAAUGAAUAAAUAAAUGGAUAGUAUAUUGUUGCCAUGUUGA
Molecule: messenger RNA, 3867 nt
Organism: Anopheles gambiae (African malaria mosquito)
Lineage: Eukaryota; Metazoa; Arthropoda; Insecta; Diptera; Culicidae
Product: trifunctional nucleotide phosphoesterase protein YfkN
Exons: 8
Coding region: 1184-3205 (673 amino acids)
Biological process (GO): nucleotide catabolic process
Molecular function (GO): hydrolase activity
Source: RefSeq, a predicted model, not a curated record